AUGGUUGACAGAGACUUUCAGAUACCAUCAUCCUUUGAUCCAUUUUCUGAGGCCAAAAAGUCAGAAAAUUCCAAAGGAGGCUAUGUUCAUCUCCGGGUUCAGCAGAGGAAUGGGAAGAAAAGCAUAACCACUGUUGAAGGCCUUAACCAGAAUCUCAGCUACACCAAGAUCCUGAAAGACCUCAAGAAAGAGUUCUGCUGUAAUGGAAAUGUUGUCCAGGACAAAAACCUUGGCAAGGUGAUUCAGCUUCAGGGCGAUCAGCGCACCAAUGUUUUAAACUUCCUUGUCAAAGAAAAGCUUGUGGAGAAGAGCCAGAUCAAGGUUCAUGGUUUUUAAGGGGGUGGAGCCCUGUGAUUUGGAGAAUGUUGUUGUAUGAUCAGGGUGAUUUUGUUGAGUUUGUUUUCACUUUUCCUUGUUUUUAUGCUUCUCUGUUUGGUGAAUUUGUAUUCUGGUUUGGAUACCAGACUGUUGAGGUUUGAUUAAUAAUGGAAACUGAAAUAAUUGAAGUUUCAUUAA
This is a messenger RNA of Mangifera indica (mango), 516 nucleotides long. RefSeq names its product protein translation factor SUI1 homolog. The record is from RefSeq and is a predicted model, not a curated record. Gene Ontology annotation, molecular function: RNA binding; translation initiation factor activity. The coding region runs from base 1 to 336 and encodes 111 amino acids. Gene Ontology annotation, biological process: translational initiation. Lineage: Eukaryota; Viridiplantae; Streptophyta; Magnoliopsida; Sapindales; Anacardiaceae. The transcript has a single exon.